GUGGUCAAGAUUUGACUUUAUGGCUAAAAUGAGGACCUCGUUUGGAGUUUUGUUUUUGUUGACCCUCUUGGUGGUCUACUCUGAUGCUUGGUUCUGGGGCUGGACUGGUACUACAACUAUGCCCCCAACAGUGGACCAUGAGGGAUCUGGCAGUUCAGAAGGUAGUGGAGAACCUUCAUCAGAGAAUAUCGCAAUGGUUCGAUCUGAGAUGAUUGAUGAGGGACAAGGGAUCCAAAAGGUUGUGCAGACAUGGGACCAGACCACUGAGGGACUUCGACUGACCACUGUAGAACCCACAACACAACCAGAGAGUGGUGGUACAUCAGAAAAGGGAACAGAAGGGAUUUCAUCACGCAUUCGUAAACCUGAAGAAAGUGGAGUCACCCUGCUCCAGCUGAUUGGGGACCCCCCCCCCAGCACCAUCACUCAGGUCUUCGGGCCUGACAGCAGCCCUGGCUAUGUGUUCGGCCCCGAUGCCAACUCAGGCCAGCUGGCCCGCGCCUACCUGCCGAGCCCCUUCUACCGAGACUUCGCCCUCAUCUUCAACCUGAAACCCACCUCCGAAAGGGGCGGCACCAUCUUCUCCAUCACUGAUGCCGCUCAGCAGAUCAUGUACGUGGGUGUGAAGCUGUCCGCGGUGCAGAGGGGGAACCAGUACGUCAUCCUGUACUACACGGAGCCCGACUCCCAGAAGUCCUACGAGGCGGCCCGGUUCCUCGCGCCCUCCAUGAAAGACACCUGGACUCGCUUUGCCAUCGCUGUGAGGGACGACAAGGUGAUGUUCUACCUGAACUGUGACACGGACCCUCAGGUGAUGCGCCUGGAGAGAUCCCCCGAUGAGAUGGAGCUGGAGACCGGCGCCGGGGUCUUUGUGGGGCAAGCUGGAGGAGCUGAUCCUGAGAAGUUUCUGGGGGUGAUCGGGGAGCUGAGGAUUGUGGGAGACCCCCGCGCUGCUGAGAGGCACUGCGAGGAGGAUGGAGACGACUCAGAUAUGGCUUCAGGUGAUGGAAGUGGCGACGAGGAGAGGAAUUCAAGACCAGCUGGGGAGACGCUCAGAUGGACGACCACUCCUCCCUCUUCCCGGCCCAUCCAGCAGCCUCCACUCUCCAAGAAGGACGAGGUGCUCACAGAAAGAGACACAGCGAGUGACUCACGCUACAGUUCAGUCUCUGUGGAGAACAGACCCGGGCUGCCAGGGUCCUCAGGGCCGGCCAGGACUAAAGGAGAGAAGGGCAGCCAGGGGGACACAGGCCUGAAAGGAGACAGGGGUCCGAUCGGGCCGAAGGGAGAGACCACCUCCAGCUCUGGCUCCGGAUCACGGGGGGGAAGCCGUGGAGAAAAGGGAGAAUUGGGGGAGAAGGGAUUCAAGGGCAGCGCCGGCUUCGGCUACAUCGGAAAGAAGGGAGAGCCGGGCCCUGCUGGCCCCGUCGGCCCCAUCGGCCCGCCAGGGGCCGCAACUGAGGUUACAGUCGGCGGUGACGGCUCAGUGGCUUCCAGAGCCCCCGGACCCCGAGGACCAGCUGGACCCCCAGGCACAUCAGGCCCAGAGGGACCAUCGGGGACUGAUGGAGAGCCAGGUGAUCCUGGUGAGGAUGGAAAAACCGGCCUUGAGGGACCCCCUGGCUUCCCAGGAACCCCGGGUGAUUCUGGACUUAAAGGAGACAAGGGAGACCGUGGAGAUGGUCAGCCCGGCCCCAGGGGUCCACCAGGACUUCCCGGUCCAGGAAUCAGAUCUACCUUUGUGGACAUGGAAGGCUCAGGGUUCCCUGAUCUGGAAUCUGUUCGGGGACUGCCUGGCCUACAAGGUCCCCCUGGUCCCCCAGGGGCUCCUGGUCCCUCUACAACAGGCACAGUAUCGAGUUCUGGGGCUUUCGGACCCCCAGGAAAGGACGGUGCGGCUGGUCAACCUGGCCUGCCUGGUAUUCCAGGGACUGACAGCCCAGGAGCGUCUGGUCCCAAAGGAGAAAAGGGUGAUGCAGGCGAGCUGGGUCUCCCAGGAGCAAUUGGACAGAAGGGGUCUGGAGGAGACCCAGGGGUACCGGGUGUUCUAGGACAGACCGGACUGGCUGGUCUGCCCGGACCCCUCGGACCAGUCGGAAAGCCGGGGCCUCCCGGGCCCCCUGGAUCCAGCUACCGCGUCGGAUUUGAUGACAUGGAGGCCUCUGGUGGAGGUUUCAGCAACGGACUUCCUGGUGCCAGAGGACCUGAAGGAAGACAGGGUUCUUCUGGCUUGCCUGGACUUCCUGGUAAAUCUGGGCUGCCUGGUAUCGCCGGUCAGAAGGGCAGUGAAGGGUCCCUCGGAAAAGACGGACAGCCCGGGCUGGACGGCUUCCCCGGACCUCAGGGACCAAAGGGUGACGGUGGUGACAAAGGAGACAGGGGUGAGCCAGGUCGGGAUGGAUCCGGACUCACUGGCCCCCCCGGCCCACCUGGACCCCCGGGACAAAUCAUCUACCAGACUGAUGGCAAUGCCGGCGGUGUGGCUGGUGAUGUUGGGCGGACGGGAGAACAUGGUUUACCUGGUCAAGCUGGAUUCCCUGGUCCUAUUGGGCCAAGGGGUGACAGAGGAGAACCGGGUGUUUCAGGCUAUGGAGUGAAGGGUGAGAAAGGUGAACCAGGCUUAGUGAUUGGACCUGAUGGAAGUCUGUUGCAUCUGGAUGGUCUAUCGGGGCAGAAAGGAGACAGUGGACUACCUGGACCCGUUGGACUCACUGGCCCGUAUGGUCCUUCUGGAAUAAAGGGUGAAUUUGGAAUGCCUGGAAGACCUGGUCGUCCUGGUGUGAACGGGUACAAAGGAGAGAAAGGAGAUACAUCAGGAGGUUCUGGCUAUGGCUACCCAGGAGUGCCUGGCCAACCAGGAAACCCCGGACCACCUGGACCCCCCGGACCAACCUUUGAUCGCUUCAAUCGCUAUGACGACACUUCAAGGAAUUACCCAGCAACUAAAGGAGACAAAGGAGAGCAAGGUGACCAUGGACUGCCGGGAAUCCCAGGAACAGCCCCUAACUUUGAUAUUUACGCAUUCAAGAAUGAGCUGAAGGGUGAGCGUGGAGACGUGGGUGUGAAGGGAGACAAGGGAGAGCAGAGUGGAGGAUAUUAUGACCAACGUUUUGGAGGAGUACAAGGACAACCGGGGCCACCUGGUAAACCGGGUCUAGAGGGUCCAAAGGGAGACUCUGUAAUGGGACCUCCUGGACCCCAGGGGCCACCAGGAACCCCAGGGAUUGGUUACGAUGGGCGUCCAGGUGUUCCAGGACCCCCUGGACCUCCAGGACCUCCCGCACUUCCCGAAACAUACAGGCCCAAUAACCCCGUCAGUAUUCCUGGACCUCCCGGUCCUCCUGGCCAACCAGGAAGUCAGACCCUCUCCUCUGGGGUUACUGUGCUGAGGUCAUAUGAAACAAUGGUAGCUACCGCCAGACGCCAGUCCGAGGGCAGCCUCAUCUACAUCCUCGACAAAGCAGACCUCUAUCUGAGAGUACGCGAUGGACUGCGCCAAGUCAUACUUGGAGAUUACAACCCUUUCUUCAGAGAUCUGGAGAACGAGGUGGCAGAGGUCCAGCCCCCCCCUGUGAUCGUGUACCCCAACACCCAGGAUCAGUCCCAGAACAACGGAGCGGGCCAUUACUCCCAUGGGGGUCCAGUCAUACAACCCAUUGAGCCCCCACCACAGCCACCUGUGAAGCCCCGAUACCCCCCACAGUAUGAUCCCAGAUUCCCAGACCCGAGACAGACAGGUCACACAGACGGACGGUUCGUCCCCCACCAGACUGACAACAGACACUCUGUAACUCCAAGGAGACCCAGCCCCCCGAUCCCGCAGCCUGCCGUCCCCGUGGAGCCCUCAGCAUCAGGACUUCAUAUCAUCGCCUUGAAUGCCCCUCAAACUGGCAACAUGCGAGGGAUACGUGGAGCCGACUUCCUGUGCUUCCAGCAGGCCCGCGCUGUGGGCCUGAAGGGAACCUUCAGAGCCUUCCUGUCCUCUAAGCUCCAGGACCUGUACACCAUCGUCCGCAGGGCCGACCGCGACAACUUCUCCAUCGUCAACCUCAAGGACCAAGUGUUGUUCGACAGUUGGGAGUCAAUGUUUGGUGACAACACAAACAAAAUGAGGGAGAAUGUACCGAUCUAUUCCUUCGAUGGUAGAGACACUCUCAGAGACAGCGCAUGGCCAGAGAAAAUGGUCUGGCAUGGAUCAAACAACAAAGGCCACCGGCAAACAGACCACUACUGUGAAACAUGGCGGACGGGCGACCACGCCGUGUCUGGCCUGGCGUCGUCACUACAGAGCGGACAGCUCCUGCAGCAGAGCUCCAGCAGCUGCUCCGGAUCCUACAUCGUCCUCUGCAUCGAGAACGCCUUCACAACACACUCCAAAAAAUAAAUCCCGUCCAUACCCCCUUUUAUUUUCUUUGUUCUGGGCCCUAGUUAAACACAGAUUUAAUUCCCCGAGAACACGCCUGGUGAACAUGUGGCGUCCAAUGAACUGGCCCUGUGGCUCUUUGCCUGGCAGAGACGCUUCGCCUGCUCCUCCCCUCCACAAACGCCAAAGAGAUGGGUCGAACAGGGGGGUGUUGGGCCUUUUUCUCUGGGACUUUGGCACAUAUUUUCUCCAAGGGGCGAAACGAGAGCGGAGAAGCUUCUCAAAUUGUAUCCAUUUUUUUUUCAAAUUCUGUAUAUUACAUGUUUGUUGUUUGUGAUUUUUUUUUUGUUUUUUAACGUUAUCAUUGUUUUACCUUUGAGCUGUUUAUAAAAAUGCUAUAUCCAUCCUGUUAUUUUUUAUUUUAGGUAUUGACCAUUUCCAUAUUUUCUCCAAUUUCAUUUUAGAAUUGUGGGUUAUGAUGGGGAACAGCAAACUUUUAAAGACUAUUUUAAAGAAGAUAAUAGAUAUUUAUUUUUAAAUGAAGUUAUGUAAGGAAAAAAAAUGAUUUGAAAAAAAAAAAAAAAGAAGCUAAAUACCCUCUUUUAUAUUAUACGCAGAACAGAACAUUGAAUUACUUUCAAAAGAGCUCCUCAACAGAAACUGUGCCUUAUUAAACAACAAGGACUGCUUUGCAAAACAAGUUCAUAUGGGAACCAUCCUUUGUAUUCCACACAUAUGCAAAUGUUGUGUUUUUUGCUCGGGUGCAUUCAGUUGCUUUCCCUUCACACCACAUUUAAAUGACCUUGUUGGACAUGGACACUAAUGUAAUGAAUAAUCCCACAUCCAGAGGGCUAGAUUCCGUCUAGCUGAAAUUGAGCCUUUUGAAUCUGAAAUUAUUUUCCUUUUACCACUUCAUUAAAAGCGACUAGUGAGUAAGCUGGAAAUGAUUAGUUUGCUGCUAAUCUAUCUGGAGUGAUUGCUGUCCUGGGUUGUAGGGACAGAAAAAAUGUCCGUUAAGGAGAGGUUUUAGCCUUGUAUGCAUUUCAGACACUAACCUGGCCGUAGAGCUCCUGAUGUCUUGAUGAACCUGUGGAUAUCAUUUUUUUUAUAACAAAUUGUGCUGUACUGUUUCUCCCAGGCACUGAAUAAAAGUCUUUUUCAACUACAACAAUAA
Molecule: messenger RNA, 5537 nt
Organism: Trematomus bernacchii (emerald rockcod)
Lineage: Eukaryota; Metazoa; Chordata; Actinopteri; Perciformes; Nototheniidae
Product: collagen alpha-1(XVIII) chain-like
Source: RefSeq, a predicted model, not a curated record